AUGACAAUAUUUACCAAAGUUACCCAUGGUAUUCAAAAACAUUUUGGUUCAGCAAGUACAAUUGUUAAUAAUAGUGCAACUGCAAGUGCUAUUGGUAGUGUAAACAAUAGUGUAAGCAAUUCAGCUGAAAUAAGUGACUCAGAAACUAGCGAAGAAGAAAGUGAUUCAGAGACAGAAGAAGAAGAUUAUGCAAAACCAUCAGAGGAGGCUAAUUUUUUAGAAAAUUUAUUAAAUACAACUACAAUAUGUUCUGGAUUAAAUUUAAAAAAGUUGAAUCUCGAUGAAAUUAUCAAACAAAAAUCGAAAAAACAAAUUAAGCCAAAUCAAACAAAAUGGGAAGAACAUUCAGAAGAAGAAGAAGAAGACGAUGAAGAAGAAGAAGAAGCAGAAGAAGAAUCAGAAUCAUUUUCAGAAUCCGAUGAAGAAACAUAUAUUGAUAUACCCGAAGAGCAAUUGCAAAAUUUAACACCAUUACAACUGUCAGUUGUUAAAAACUUAGAUCCUCAUCAUGUCAAACAAGGUGUAAUUACAAAAUUAAAAGACAUGAAAUUGAAACAAGAUUCAGAACAACGAAAGAAUUUAAGAUUAAAAAUUGCAAGUAAAUUGGAAAAAGUAUUUAAUUUAAAGGAAGAUGAUGUUUUUUAUGGAAAUUAUUCUGCUUGGUUAGUCAAAGAUGUAUUAUUACAAGGUCAUCUAUACUUAACUAAAAAUGCUUUAUUAUAUUUUUCGUUUCUUCCUAAAGAUGUUGACGAAAUCGAAUUGAAUAAAGGUGCUUUAGGUAUGAAAACUGCUAAAUUUGGUGAUUCUUUAUUUACCACAAUGAUUACACAUAGAUAUUGGGCGAUACUUCGACCCGAAGGUUUAUCAAUUUAUAGUUCAUCAACCGAUUUAUAUUUUCCUUUAAUUGUUAUUGAUAUGAGAACAUGUAUUAAUGCAGACCUUAUUGAAAAAAAGGAGAAAAUGAGACUGGGUAUAUUAUCUCCAAUUGAAGAUUUAACUGAAUAUUUUGAUGAUGAUUUUGAAGAUACAGUAGAUUCUUCAACUGUAUGGUUUAAAUUGGUAACUAAAAAAAAGACUUAUAAAUUUCAAUGUGAUAAUUUAUUUUCAGCUAGACAAUGGUGUAAUGCAUUGACUAAAUUGAUAUUCCAGUUAAAUAAUGCAAAAAAUAAUGAAGUAUUGAUAAAAAUACCUAUUGAAAAUGUCAUUGAUUAUAAGAAAAGGGAAAUUUUUCAUGAAGAGGGUGGUGAUAUCCCAUUAAGUUUAUCAGUGAAAUAUCACACUGGUGAGAGUAAAAGAGAUAAAGUCAAGGAUAAAUUUAGAGAUAAUGAAAUUUACUUUUUAUUUCCAAAAUAUGGUUUAGAAUUUUUUGAUCAAUUUGAUGAAGUAAUUAAACAAGGUAGUUCAGGUGGUCAAGUAAUCACUACAUUAACUCCUUCAAUGAAUAAUCUAGUGAAAACAGUUUUAGAAUUUAAUAAAUCUUCAGAUGAAUUAUCACUACCGAAAGCAUUAUCUGCCAAAGGUCUCAAAUCAUUAAAUAUAACUUUUGAAACUAGUUUGAAAGAAGGUGAAACAAACAGAUAUGAUGAAGAAGCAACUCCAUUACCCGUAAGUCCACCAAAUCAUAAAAAGGGCUUAAAUAUAUCACAAAAAUUAUCAGCAGCUCCUAAUCAUUAUGUUCAUGAAGACAAAUUUUUUAUUCAAGACUCAAAUGAAAGAGAAAUUGCACAAUUACAUUUUGAAGAACAUUUUUCUGUGGCACUGAAACUAUAUGCUAGUUAUUAUUGUCAUUUAAUCAGAACUAUCCCUGUUUAUGGUAAAUUAUAUUUAUCUGAAAAUGAAAUUUGUUUUAGAAGUUUGAUUCCUGGUGUAUCUACAAAAAUGAAUUUGCCAAUGCAAGAUGUACUUGGAUUAAAUGAAGCUGGUUCAAAAUUAACAUACUCAGGAGUGAAAAUUAUACUUCAAAAUGAUGAAUUAGUUUUAGAAUUUUCAUCUUCAAAAUCAAAAGAAGAUUUUUUCCAAUUAGGUCUUGAAUUAUUAGAAAAUUUCCACAAGGAUGAAAUUUUUCGUCCAAAACCACAUGAAUGGGGAAGCAAUUAUGAUAUUGAAUUAGCGAAAACAAGAAUGGAAUAUACAGAUUCUGAACGAAAACAAAUGGAAUUAACUGAAGAGAAUUUUAAAAUUUCCCAAGAUAAAAUUGAAUUAGCUAGAAUAAAAAUGUUUGAAGAUAGAUUAACUACAGCUUCUGGUCUUGAUGUACCAAUUAUACUAGAAGAUUCUCCAUUUUUCAAAACUGAACUAAAACCAUCAACUUCAUUUAAUAUAACUUUAUUAACAAUUGGUUCAAGAGGUGAUGUUCAACCUUAUAUUGCAUUAGGAAAGGGACUCAUUGAAGAAGGUCAUAAUGUUACAAUUGCCACUCAUUCUGAAUUUAAAGAUUGGAUUGAAAAAUAUAAUAUAAAAUUUGCUGAAAUUGCUGGUGAUCCAGGUGAAUUAAUGUCAUUUAUGGUUACUCACAAUUCAAUGUCUGUUUCAUUUUUGAAAGAUGCUCAAUCAAUGUUUAAAGAUUGGAUUGAUAAAUUAUUUGAAACAACAUGGAAAGCAUGUCAAGGAUGUGAUAUUUUAAUUGAAAGUCCAUCAGCAAUGGCAGGUAUUCAUAUUGCAGAAGCAUUAGCUAUACCUUAUUUAAGAGCUUUUACUAUGCCUUGGACAAGAACAAGAGCUUAUCCACAUGCUUUUUUCGUACCAGAUCAAAAGAAAGGUGGUUCAUAUAAUUAUUUAACUCAUGUAUUAUUUGAAAAUAUACUAUGGAAAGGUAUCUCAAGUCAAGUUAAUAAAUGGAGAGAAGAAAUUGGAUUACCAAAGACAAAUUUAUUUAGACUUCAACAAAGUAAAGUUCCAUUUUUGUAUAACGUUUCACCAAGUAUUCUUCCACCAGCGGUUGAUUUUCCAGAUUUUGUCAAGGUAACAGGCUAUUGGUUUUUAAAUGAAGAAAGUGAAUAUAAAAAUGAUGAAUUACAAGAAUUUAUGGAUAAUGCAGUUCGUGAUGGGAAAAAAUUAGUUUACAUUGGAUUUGGUUCAAUUGUUGUUUCAGAUGCAACGUCAUUAACAAAAGCUGUUAUUGAUUCAGUUUUAGAUUCUGAUGUACGAUGUAUUCUUAAUAAAGGUUGGUCAGAUCGUAAAAAUAAAUCUGAAGAAGAUAUUGAAUUCCCACCAGAAAUUUUCAAUGUUGAUUCGGUACCUCAUGAUUGGUUAUUUCCAAGAAUAGAUGCUGCUGUUCAUCAUGGUGGUUCAGGUACUACUGGUGCAGCUUUAAAAGCUGGAUGUCCAAGUAUUAUAAAACCAUUUUUUGGUGAUCAAUUUUUUUAUGCAACAAGAAUUGAAGAUUUAUCUGCUGGUAUAGCUUUAAAGAAAUUAACAAAAAAAUCAUUAAGUAAAGCAUUACAAAGGGUUACUGAUUUGAAAAUUGUUGAAAAAGUUAAAAAUAUUUCUCAACAAAUUAGUCAAGAACAUGGUGUAUUUGCUGCUAUUGAAGCUAUAUAUUCGGAACUAGAAUAUGCUAGAAAUUUGAUAUUGAUUAAAGAUGUUCAUAAUAAGAAUGUUGCGAAAUAUAUGAGUGAGUAA
This is a messenger RNA of Insectozyma verbasci, 3621 nucleotides long. The record is from the annotation of a GenBank genome assembly. NCBI's taxonomy places the organism in Eukaryota, Fungi, Ascomycota, Pichiomycetes, Serinales, Debaryomycetaceae.